UGGCCCAAGCAAAUCACACACAUUUUGCGAUGGAGACACAGCUAGGGAGAGAGAGAACUGUUUUUAUCUUGAGAUAGAGAAAGUCCUUAAUUAGACACGGAGCUACAUAGAGAAAGAAAGCUAAAUAGAAAGUGACAACAUUCAUCAAUACAGAGAAAAGUGAAGGGGAAGAGCCUCCUAAUUAGAGAGAGAGAGAGAGAGAGAGAAAGAGGGGCAUGAGGUUGUUCACAGCAAAGGCCAAGGGCAGCAGUGAAGGUUGGGGUAUGGGUUUCCUUCUAGUGCUCUUCCCAGAAGAUGAAACCAUUGAUAUCAAGAAGAAGAAGACCGAUCUCUUCUCUUCUUCUUCAACAACAUCAUCUUCAUCAUCAUCUUCUUCAUCUUCCAGUUCUUUCAAAUCAAUCAUCAACAGUACUCUUAGACGCACCCCUUCUAGCCUCCUCAUCUCCAGAGCCCAGUCCACCAUCUCCAUCUGUGCUCUCCUCAUCUUCAUCACCCUCCUUCUCUUCACUCUCUCCACCUUCGAACCCACCACAACCAUCACUCACUUCACUUCUCGCAGACAAUUGUCUUCAAAUCCCCCAUUUCUAUACAAACCCAACAAAAGGCUCUCACAAUCUCCAUCGUGGUACAACAUUUUCUCUCGCUAUUCACAUCACAAAUCUGAAAUUACAACAACCACAACUUCGCAUGCUUUGCAAGGAAUGGGCACUCUGUAUAGAAGAGGCACAAAGGCCAUGAAUGAUUUGAUUGUGGCUCAUGUUUUGGAGUCCGUGAAAUCACAAGAACUUCGAUUGUUUCUGAGACUCUUGCACAGGUCUGGUCUCACUUCGAGAUCAGACCUCGUCCUCAUCUUCCCCUCUCAAUCCCAUUCGGCUGAUUUCGAAACUGUAAUUCGAGAAGAGAACGAGUCAUUCUCCGAACUCGUUCAUCGAAAUCGGAAACGCAACGGUACUUCUAAGCACUCGGCGGCGAGUUUUGAUGUAACCCAGUUCGUGAAAUCGAGCAAGAAGGAGAAGGAAUGGGGAGAACCAAUCUGGGGUAGAAGAAUUCGAAGCAAUUUCAGCGAAAUCGGUGAGGCUGAGUCGACUCGGUUGAGUUAUGGGUCGGUGGUGAGUUUUGUGGUCGAUGAGCUUGACCCAGAAAACUCACUAGCUGGGUUUUUCGACCAUGUUUCAAUGAGUCUGAGAAGAUGGGCUUGUUACCCAAUGCUACUCGGUCGAGUUCGUAGAAAUUUCAAGCACAUGAUGCUAGUCGAUGUGAAAGAAGUGUUGAUAAUCGGUGACCCACUCGGCCGAGUCAGGACUCGGAGUCCCGAGUCAGUUCAUUUAUCAACUGAGUCCAUCACACCCAGCAACAACAAACAUGGAAAGAAAAACUCGGUCAAAACUCAGUCCCACUCGCAGAAACCGGUGAACUCGGCAGUGAUAAUGGGCGGAGCUCGGGGAGUUCGGCGGUUGGCAAACGCGAUGCUGACGGAGAUUGUCCGAUUCACAACUCAACAAAAGAGGAAGAACUUGGUGACCGAGUCAGGACUCUUUAACCAACUCGUUGGCAAUGAAUUCAUAUUGAAGAAUGUGAAUGUGAAUUUGUUCACAUCGGCCGAGUCAAUCCCUAAUGAGAGUUCACUCAUCCGGUUGAACUCAAGCCCAGGUUCCUCCUUGUCUUUAUCAAAUUAUACGAUGAUUCGGCGUGGUAAUAGCAAUAUAGAUAUAACUUCUACGAUUGAGAAGCUAGUGUGUUCGCUAGAGGUAGAUUCUUCUGUUUAUAGUGAUUGUUAGUAGGCCUAAUAAAUAAAUUAAAUUAUAGAGAACGUUGUAAUUAGAGAUUUUUACAAUUUUUUUUAUUUCAUGAUAUAUGUUCAUACCAUGUAUAAAAUUUAAUAAAACUUUGUGGUUUGGUGUUGAAA
Messenger RNA from Camellia sinensis, 1906 nucleotides. RefSeq lists its product as uncharacterized. The record is from RefSeq and is a predicted model, not a curated record. NCBI's taxonomy places the organism in Eukaryota, Viridiplantae, Streptophyta, Magnoliopsida, Ericales, Theaceae.